UUCCCUGAUAUAAACCUUUCUGUAUGGCAGUUAACACGAGGUUGCCGAAAAUAUUAGGUAGUUGGCGUACCCGAUUAAGCAGACAUGCGCGAGAAGUUUACAAAUCAGCCUGUUUGACAUUUCGAAAUUGCAUCGAAAAACAGCGAUUCUCUGUGUCUGUUGGUAGUUUAUUGAUGGACUUCAUUGUGAUCAGUUCAACAUGAAACGCGAAGAAUCCGACAUCGCAAGAGAGUACCCUCUGCACUAUGUAGUCUGGAAGAAUAAUACUGUCGCCCUACGCUCAGCCCUCUUACCUGAAAAUGUUAACCUGCAACAUCUUGAACAACUCGAUCCCCGGGGCAGGACUCCUCUUAUGUUGGCUGUAACCCUUGAAAAUUUAGACUGUACAAUCUUAUUGUUGGAAAAUGGUGCCAAUGUCAAUGUUGAAAAUAAAGAGGGUUGGACAGUUGUCCAGGAAGCUGUUUCAACAGGUAAUCAUCAAAUCAUUAGUGCAGUUCUGCAAAAGAGAGAUCUCCAGCGGCACACAACAAGAAUGCUUGGUGUACCUGCCCUACUUCAAAAAUUGAAAGAGGCCCCUGAUUUCUAUAUGGAAAUGAAAUGGGAAUUCACUAGUUGGGUUCCUCUUGUAUCAAGAAUGUGUCCAAGUGAUACAUAUAAAGUGUAUAAGCAGGGCUCGAAUGUUCGUAUAGAUACGACCCUGCUCGGAUUUGAUCAGACAUCCUGGCAGAGAGGAAGUAAAAGCUACCUAUUCAAGUCUGAAGCCCCUCAACUUUUAUGGGGAAAGCGGAGUUAUAUUUACAAAUUACGAAAUGGUGUUGAUAAGGCUGUUCUAUUGGAAAUGGACCACGAAGCCAAGGAAGUCUUCGUAGAAGAACUGCGAACGCUUCAGGAGGAUCAAGUUACACGCCAUCUAAUGGCCCCCUCUAAUGAAGCAGUCAUGGCUAGAGUCACAUCACCCAUUGUUCAUACCUAUGUUGACACGGACAAAAUCUCCUUUGAGCGGAAUAAGAGCGGUCUUUGGGGUUGGCGGUCGGACAAAAUGGAAGUAGUGAACGGCCGUGAAUGUAAAGUAUUUAGUGCCAGUAAUGUCGAGCUAGUUACGAAAACUCGAACAGAACAUCUCACUCCUGAAGAUAAAACUAAAGUCGCCGGUUCGGGCUUUUUGCUCAAUUCACUUUUGGCUGUUGGUCAGCACAUUGAAGAGCCCACAUUACCCGACGGUUCAAAUUCCCACGAAGUCACGAUGGAAGAAUACUUUGACAGCAGCGUUGAUCUAGGGAAGCGGGACAUUGGCCGACCAAAAGAAAUGACCACCAAGACCCAGAAAUUCAAGGCUACGUUAUGGCUCUGCGAAGAGUUCCCGCUAAGUCUAGUGGAUCAGAUUAUGCCCAUUGUUGAUCUGAUGGCAAUUUCGAGCACGCAUUUUGCUAAGUUAAGGGACUUCAUCCAAAUGCAACUUCCUGCUGGCUUCCCAACAAAAAUUGAAAUCCCUCUGUUUCACGUCAUGAAUGCAUGCGUGACGUUCGGCAAUACUUUUGCGUUGGACGAGCCUGUCCAUGGCAUUUCCGUUAUCCAAGAAGAGGAUAGGCUUUCCUGCGUUGUGGAUGACAGCUGUUUUGUAACUCCCGGUGAAUAUACAUUGUACGGCAUGGGAGGAGCGUCAGUCAGCUCUUCGUCUCGCCGACAGUUCUCGAUGGAUGAAGAGGACGAGUUGUUGCAAUAUGCCAUUCAACAAAGUUUGUUAGAUGUUGGCUCCGAGGGUGACGAGGUUGACAUUUGGGAGGCAUUAAAGGCACAUAAACCCCCAACUACCCCUCAAGUAUCUAGAACUAAUAGGUCACCAUUGCCACCUCGACCAUCAUCCUCUCUAGGAUUUUGCAUGUCCGCCGAAGAAGAAGAAUUGCAAAGAGCUAUCGAAGCCAGUUUAGGAAUCCCAACGGAAUUAGGAUUCAACCCUGUGGAUGCUUCAUCAUCAGGAGGAACGACGGAAGCGCAGGACGAGGCAAGCCUGCUGGCAGAGGCGCUAAUAGUCUCAGCCCGAGAGACGGCCCUGGAAGAAGAACGGCGUUCCAAGGAGGACGAUGAACUGUUGCAGCGGAUACUUGAGCUAUCGUUGUUGGAGAAAUAGCGUUUAAUCCCCUCUUGUUAAACUUCCAUUUUUAUCUUUAUACGAAGUAUCGUCGCACGUGAAACAACUUUUCCUUUUUUUUUUUGUGUAUCUGUAUGAGCUGAUUGUUCCUUAUAACCUCCUAAAUUUCAGAAAAAAAUUACUAUUUCAAGGAUCUCAUUUCCUUGUUUAACUCGCAGUUUAUUGCGUGCAAAAGCAGCGUUUCUGGGAAAAAGAGAUGAUUAUCCUACGUUUAUUUGCUGGUCAUUGCCUAAGAAGAAAAUGUAUCACUCGAUCAGUGAAUAAACUUGAAAAAUUUGACCCA
Molecule: messenger RNA, 2432 nt
Organism: Daphnia carinata
Lineage: Eukaryota; Metazoa; Arthropoda; Branchiopoda; Diplostraca; Daphniidae
Product: ankyrin repeat domain-containing protein 13D-like
Exons: 12
Coding region: 200-2128 (642 amino acids)
Cellular component (GO): cytoplasm
Molecular function (GO): protein binding
Source: RefSeq, a predicted model, not a curated record